GCCGCUCCCUAAAAAUUUUAGGCUGCGCUUUCAAGACUUUUUCAUCCUUCAAAACCUCGUUUCAUCAACCUCCUCUCAUCCACACAACAACCACAACCGACAAUUCCACGGUCCUUCUUGUUUCUGUCUUUCGUUUUCACUUUCGGAUAGACUUGGAGAGGCGUUCUGUGUCUCUCAUUCUAUCUGCCGGACACGAAAGACCAAGCAAUCAUCAGCGAUUGAAACAUUAGACGCCUCAACAGCCUCACUUCACCUUUCGAGCAGCGAUUAUCACAACUGCCUCUUUUCUUCACUCAGUCAAACUAUUUCAGACGUCGAACUACCUGUUUGACCCUUUCGAUCCCAAAUACCAGAUUUCACUCAAAACUACCAAACAUGGCUGAUUCCUUGAACAUGAACGGUCUCUCUCUGAACGAAUCCAAGCACGCUCCAGGCAAUCCGAUGCCCGCUCGUGCGUACAUUCCUCCUCAUCUUCGUGGCCAGAGUGCCCGUGGUCCUCCAGUGAUGGGUAUGGACGGAGCAGGUGCCGGACCUGCGCCUGGACCUGCACCUAACGCCGGAAACCAAGGAUUGAACGGAAGCGCCUGGGCUACCAAUACUCAAAGCAAUGGCAGCUGGGCGGCGGCUCCUGAUUUCAAGCCUGGUCCUGGUGCCCCCGCUCCUGGCGCUCCUGGCGCUCCUGGUCCUGGCGCUCCUGCUCCUCAAGCCAAUGGCUGGGGUGCUGGUCACACUCCGCGUGCCUUCAACCCGAACGCCUACGGUGCUCCUGGUGGUGGCCAUGGUGGUGGUCAUGGCGGCGGUUACGGUGGAAAUUAUGGUGGCAACGCUGCCCGUGGUUCAGGAGAUGGUCAAUGGAGAGAUGGUCAACACAUUGCAGGACCACCAAACCCAAAAGUUGAACGUGAACUAUUCGGCACACCAAACGACCCGACCAAGGCUCAUACUGGAAUCAAUUUUGCCAACUAUGACGACAUCCCUGUUGAGGCUAGUGGCCACGAUGUCCCGGAACCGGUCAAUGCAUUCACAAACCCUCCCCUUGAUGAUCACCUUCUGAGCAACAUCAAGCUCGCACGAUACACCACUCCAACGCCUGUACAGAAGUAUUCUAUUCCAAUCGUGAUGGGUGGGCGAGACCUCAUGGCUUGUGCCCAGACUGGUUCUGGCAAGACCGGCGGUUUCUUGUUCCCUAUUCUUUCACAGGCUUUUCAAAAUGGACCGUCUGUCACACCUACCAGUGGAGGUGGUUUCCGCCAACGCAAGGCUUUCCCGACAUCUUUGAUUCUGGCCCCCACACGUGAAUUGGUCUCCCAGAUCUAUGAUGAGGCACGAAAAUUCUCUUACCGUUCCUGGGUCAGACCAUGCGUGGUCUACGGUGGUGCCGACAUUGGUACUCAACUUCGCUCUAUUGAACGAGGUUGUGACUUGCUCGUUGCUACUCCAGGCCGUCUUGUCGAUCUCAUAGAGCGAGGCCGCAUCUCCCUGGCGAACAUCAAGUAUUUGGUUCUCGACGAGGCCGAUCGCAUGCUUGACAUGGGUUUCGAGCCCCAGAUUCGUCGCAUUGUCGAGGGCGAGGACAUGCCUUCAGUCCAGAACCGCCAAACCCUCAUGUUUUCCGCCACUUUCCCGCGCGACAUCCAGAUGUUGGCAAGAGAUUUCCUCAAGGACUACGUCUUCUUGUCAGUCGGUCGAGUGGGCUCUACAUCCGAGAACAUCACCCAGAAGGUUGAAUACGUCGAAGACCAGGACAAGCGCUCCGUCUUGCUAGACAUCCUCCACACUCAUCGUAACGGUCUCACCCUGAUCUUCGUGGAGACCAAACGCAUGGCCGAUACCUUGUCCGACUUCCUGAUCAACCAAGGCUUCCCAGCCACUGCAAUCCACGGUGAUCGCACGCAACGUGAGCGUGAAAGAGCACUGGAAUUCUUCCGCAAUGGCAGAUGCCCCAUCAUGGUUGCUACGGCCGUUGCUGCUCGUGGUCUCGACAUCCCGAACGUUAUGCAUGUUAUCAAUUACGACCUACCCACUGACAUUGACGACUAUGUGCACCGAAUCGGUCGUACCGGUCGUGCUGGCAACACCGGUCUGUCAACCGCUUUCUUCAAUCGCGGUAACCGUGGCAUUGUUCGUGACCUCAUGGAGCUUCUCAAAGAGGCAAACCAAGAAGUUCCCAGCUUCUUGGAGAAUAUUGCUCGUGAAAGUUCUGGGUUCGGCGGUGGUCGCGGGGGACGUGGUCGCGGUGGUGCCGGCCGCGGUGGCUCUGCUACUCGUGACAUGCGUCGUGUAGGUGGUGGCAUGGGCGGCGGGCCUCCUUCCUACAGCGGCGGCUAUGGCGGUAGCAACUACGGCGGUAGUAGUGGUGGCUAUUCUGGUGGGGCACCAUAUGGCGGUGGGGCAUAUAGCGGUGGAUACAGUGGCGGCAGUGGAGGAGGAUACGGCAACCCAGGCGGUGCCACAGGCCCUUCGUCGUGGUGGUAAACGGCUACUGGCGUUUUCUAGUGGAGCGGCCUUUCCAUCUCUUGUCGACACGGGGAGUUUUCUUUUUACUUCAACAUUUGCACUCUCGAACAGUGACCGGGGUUGCCCUCAAAAGCGAAUGGGCAGGCUCCUUCAGCAUGGGCUUGCUUCUUCGGUGACGACGACGACGGCCACGGCAUUUUCUUCGAGACGACUGUUUAUUAUCGGUCUCAGCAUGAUACACUGAUAGAUAGCGUUGGCUUUUUUUCCGGAUCGAUUUCCAGAUACCCCUCAGCAUGUCGAACUGCCUCAUGUGAACAGAGGGACGGACGAUACGUGCAGACGAACACCAGACUCACACCACGGCGUCGGUUUGAGACGAAAGAGAGUGUGACGGCGCAAACUCGAAGCUUGAAACAAUGGGAUGAUGAGACUCAUCAGAAGGCUCUGACAUGAAUGGGGGCCGCGGGGCUGGAAGGACUGACCUUUCCGGCCUUUGACGAGAUUCGUUUUUCACCAAAAGAACCAAAAGUUAUUUGCGGGUUUCUCUCUCUUUCGACAUCCUGUGGGACAUGAUGAAUUCAAUAGACUUUUUCGACAUGGACAUGACACCAAAAUCAAUCACGAGCUUUUAUGGGAGGCCGACAGGAAAAGCCUGGGAAUCAACGGGAAAUAAAUGGAUGGGGAUAUUCUACCACGGCAAAUGGGGGAGAAGAAUAAUACUGCGAAAGACCAUCUGUGCAUCUUCCCGGAGUUUGCUUCUGCCCAGGGCUUGAUUCCACACUCGAGAGCUUGUGCUUUGAUGAUGACGGAGCUUUCUUCAUACGAGACCCAGAGGGAAAAGGUCUUCGCUGGCUGUUGUUAGAUCAGGCUCGCCAGGCCACUAUUGCACUUUUGUUAGCCAAAAUCCAAUCAAGCAUCCAAUGCAACCAUGGACCAUCUACUCUUACGCGUUUUCUGCUCGAGAUGAGACAUAAG
Cladophialophora immunda is the source of this 3432-nucleotide messenger RNA. Its product is annotated as ATP-dependent RNA helicase ded1. Bases 376 to 2475 code for a protein of 699 amino acids. The record is from RefSeq and is a predicted model, not a curated record. Gene Ontology annotation, molecular function: ATP binding; RNA binding; RNA helicase activity. The transcript has 5 exons. Gene Ontology annotation, cellular component: nucleus. Lineage: Eukaryota; Fungi; Ascomycota; Eurotiomycetes; Chaetothyriales; Herpotrichiellaceae.